Molecule: messenger RNA, 1320 nt
Organism: Acytostelium subglobosum LB1
Lineage: Eukaryota; Evosea; Eumycetozoa; Acytosteliales; Acytosteliaceae
Exons: 2
Cellular component (GO): lysosome
Molecular function (GO): cysteine-type endopeptidase activity
Source: RefSeq, a predicted model, not a curated record
UAUAAACAAUUAUUAUUAAUCACUGCCGUAUUGGCAUUGAUCGCUGGAACUUUUGCCCAGUUGACCCAGACCGAUAUCAACACUAUUGUAUCUCGUCACAACUCAUGGAGAGCCAACCCAUCGCCCCCAUCCGCCAAGCCAAUCCCCAAGCUCACCUGGAACGCCACCCUCGCCUCCCAACUCCAAGCCCACUCGGACAAGUGCAACAUUGACUACAGUCCCUCCGCCUUGAGAUACCGCGUCAGUGAGUGGAUCGCUGUCACUGGAUACCAAAACCUUGAUGUCAACUACGUUUUGGACUACAUCGAGAGCACUGGCCCAGCCUACAACUUCAACGAUCAGUCCUGUGACGAUGGAUCCGCCUGCUAUAUGUGGUCCGAUGCCAUGUGGUCCAAGUCCAGACAAAUUGGUUGCUCUGCCUCCCUCUGUGACGACUGGUACAUCCUCUACUGUGACUACUACCCCGCUGGAGGCUACUACGGUGUCAACCCAUACACCCCAGCUGGCGGUCCAACCCCAACUCCAACCAACACCCCAACCCAGACCCCAACCCAGACUCCUACUCAAACUCCAACUCAGACUCCAACCCAGACCCCAACCCAGACCCCAACUCAAACCCCAACUCAGACUCCAACUCAGACCCCAACUCAGAAGCCAACCUCUACCCCAACUCAAACCCCCAAGCCAACUUCCAGCCCAUCUGGAUCGAUUGAUUGGAGAAACUUCUCAUCGCCAGUGAGAGACCAGGGCGGAUGUGGAAGCUGUUACAUCUUUGCCGCCGUUGCCAACAUUGAGGCUCGCUCCAUCAUCAAGUAUGGCUACAGCCCCAACUCGAUUGAUCUGUCUGAGCAGGAGGCUCUCAACUGUAUCUCUGGUGGCUGCAAUGGAGGAUGGCCAACAUCAGUGUACAACACCUUCAAGACCAACGGUCUCACCUAUGAGAACAAGAUGCCAUACCAGGGUCAGCAGUCCUCAUGUGACACCUCGAACACUCCACGUCUCACCUGGAAUGGAUACUCAGACAACUUCGAGGCCACUAAGGCCGGAUUCAUCAAGGAGCUCCAGAGCGGUCCAUUCGCCAUCGCACUCAUGGCCGAUGAUGGAUUCAUGAACUACCAAGGUGGUAUCUACUCGUGUCCAUCUCAACAGACCAGUGUUAACCACGCUGUAACACUCACUGGAUACAAUGCUGAUGGUGACUACUGGAUCAUCAAGAACUCAUGGAACACAUGGUGGGGAGAGAAGGGAUACAUCCGUAUCAGUGCCUCCAAUGAUAGAUGCAACUUGUUGAAGUAUGGUGGCAGUCAUGCCAACUUCUAA